UCUUUCAUUUUCUUUUCUUCAAACCAAGAAAAAGAAAACGUAAGUCUUCCAUUUUCUGAGGCUGUGGCCUCCAAGCCGAAAGCCCAAGUUCCCCUGCCCCAUAAUCCCUUCAAUUUCCUUCUUCCUUGGAACAAUUUCAUGUCAUCAUCAUCAACAACAACAGUCCACACCAAUUUCCAUUGCUUUUCUUCCCCCAUUUCCCAUUCUCAAUCCAGCUUCAGCUUCAGCUUCAGGUUCAUUGUUUCCUUAUGAUUUCUCAUCUCUUUUCUUUUCCGUAUCUAAAUGAUUACACACUUCCCAUUUCCGACCUUUGAUUUCUCCAAUUCCUUCUCUCAACAUUGCCCAUGUAACAAUUUCACUGCCUUCGUCCCUUUUUCCAGAAAAUCCAGAAAACCCUUUUCAUCUACUCUUACUUUCCGACGGAGAUGGUUCUUGGUUUGUUCUCUUUCUCCAGAUGGUGUUACUAGCAACUUUGAUUUAGAAUUUGCAACUUCUGCGAGAAGGGGUGUUAGAAAUUUUGUAGUUAAUCGUAUUAGUAAUGAACUGGAAGGGGAAGAAUUCUCCCAGGAGGAGUCUUCUGUGCAAGUGGGGUCCAAUUUUACUGGUUUUCAAGAGGAUCCUAUUGUUGAUAAGUUAAGGACUCAAUUAGGAGCCAUACACCCUAUUCCUUCGCCUCCUAUUAAUCGGAAUAUUGUUGGACUUUUCGUUUUCUUUUUCUUUGUUGGAGUCGCUUUUGACAAGUUAUGGACAUUUAGGAAGAGAAGUAAAUCUAGAAAUAAUGAUGGGCGUCUUGGUACAUGGCCUCAGGUGCCUACUAGUUUCUCUUCGUUUUUGGAGAAGGAUUUACAAAGGAAGGAGUCGGUGGAGUGGGUCAAUAUGGUGUUGGGUAAAUUGUGGAAAGUAUAUAGACCUGGUAUUGAGGAUUGGCUUGUUGGGUUGUUGCAACCUGUUAUUGAUAAUUUGAAGAAACCUGAUUAUGUGGAGAGAGUGGAAAUCAAGCAGUUUUCGUUGGGGGAAGAACCAUUGUCAGUUAGGAAUGUUGAGCGGAGAACGUCCCGUCGAGCCAAUGAUUUGCAGUACCAAAUAGGUCUGCGGUAUACUGGUGGUGCUCGUAUGUUAUUAAUGCUUUCACUAAAAUUUGGCAUCAUCCCCAUUGUUGUUCCAGUUGUUGUCCGAGAUUUUGACAUAGAUGGUGAAUUAUGGGUCAAGUUACGGCUAAUUCCCACUGAACCUUGGGUAGGUGCCGUUUCAUGGGCAUUUGUUUCACUACCGAAGAUCAAAUUUGAGUUGUCACCGUUCCGCUUGUUCAAUUUAAUGGCCAUUCCUGUUCUCUCCAUGUUUUUGACAAAACUUCUCACUGAGGACUUACCUAAAUUAUUUGUGCGUCCGAAGAAGAUAGUUCUAGAUUUCCAGAAAGGAAAAGCAGUUGGACCCGUUCCAGAUGAGGUUAAAUCAGGAGUCAUGCAGGAAGGGAAUAAUGAUUUUGUUGGGGAACUUUCAGUAACCCUUGUAGAUGCUCGGAAGCUUUCUUAUUUGUUUUAUGGAAAAACAGACCCAUACGUCGUUUUAAGCUUGGGCGAUCAGACAAUACGUAGCAAAAAGAACAGCCAAACCACUGUGAUUGGACCGCCUGGUGAGCCAAUCUGGAAUCAGGAUUUUCAUAUGCUUGUUGCAAAUCCUAGGAAACAGAAAUUGUAUAUCCAAGUGAAAGACUCUCUUGGAUUUGCAGAUUUGACCAUUGGUAAUGCAGAGGUUGACCUUGGUUCUCUCCAAGAUACCGUGCCAACAGAUACAAUUGUUGUUUUAAGGGAAGGUUGGGGACUCUUCAGAAACAGGUCUUCUGGAGAAGUACUCGUGAGAUUGACGUACAAAGCAUAUGUUGAGGACGAAGAAGAUGACAAGGCUGCAUCAGAUGCCUUGGAUAUAGAUAUCUCAGAUGAUGACGAGUCGUCUGAUACUGAUGAACCAAAUGGUGUUUAUGAGGAGAGUGAAAACGACGGAGUGAAAGCAACCGGCAAGGAAUCGUUUAUGGAUGUACUAGCCGCUUUGAUAGUGAGCGAAGAAUUUCUGGGAAUAGUGGCAUCUGAUGCAUUAAAUACGAAGCUUCAAAAUGAUCCCACCAUCUCUACUAGCUCAGGGACAACGAAUUCGAGAUCUCGUGAUACAGCUAUAGACAACAAACCCACGGUUUCAAGCAACGGAUCUGGAGGUUUAGCCGAUUCAGCGUUGUUUUGGCUUACUGUGAUCACAAGUAUCUCUGUGCUCAUUGCUAUCAACAUUGGUGGUUCGAGUUUCUUCAAUCCAUGAUUUUAUGAUAAACUCUCGACUACCAUAGGCAUCACAUCAGUUAUUUUGUAUCAUAGAGGAAGCAACCUUUGGCUGGCCUUGAGUUGAGUAUAUCGUUCACCCAUACGUAUUGAAUUGAACAAUGAGAGUUCAGUCAAUUUAACUCUUGUUAGGUUUGUGUAUAAGUCGCUAAUAGAGCAAUAUUCUGUUGGCGGCAUGCCAAUUUUGACUUUGUAUUAUAAGAUUCUUACACGGAAUAAAAAUAUUUUGUACACCAUAUGUUUAUGAAAUGCAUUAGAUUUUGAAUUA
Molecule: messenger RNA, 2595 nt
Organism: Cucumis sativus (cucumber)
Lineage: Eukaryota; Viridiplantae; Streptophyta; Magnoliopsida; Cucurbitales; Cucurbitaceae
Product: tricalbin-3
Exons: 8
Coding region: 283-2307 (674 amino acids)
Molecular function (GO): lipid binding
Source: RefSeq, a predicted model, not a curated record